CUUUAAACAUAAAUUGUAAUAUAUUUAUAGUAUAAAGUAUUUUUCGGUUACAAUUAUUAUUGUUAUUUUUUUUUUUUUUUUAACAACAUACUUAACUUGAUGAAUUCGUUAAAAUGAUUUUCGUCAAACAUGUAUGGAUAAUUUUAAAAUUGAUCUUAAUUGUCGAUGGAAGAAAUUUUACAGACGAUAGUAUAAAACUUCCAACUUAUAAAGAAAACAUAAGAAGUCUUCAAAAAAACGCAUUUUCAGACCAAUUUAAGCUCAUAAAAAAAAAAAAGAAUAUUCCAAAUAUAAUAACAUGGAGACACUUAAUCGAAAACAAGGACUCUUUAAAAUAUGGAAUAUACAAACCAACGAAACCUUCAAAAGAAAAUGGUAUUGUAUAUAAAAUUAUAUCUAAAAAAAGAAACGAUAUUCUCUGUACGUACGCGUUAUACGCCAAAAAACAUUUUGGUUUCAUACGUUUAAUUGCAACAAACGGUUUAUUAUUUGAAGAAACUAGGGAACUAGUAUUGAAAUUACAUUUUUCAUAUUCCAAUGUAUUUUUGAAAAAUAUAGCUACCGUUUAUAACGCCAUAUCCGAUCAAAUCCCCGAUUGGAUGAUAAGUUUAAGAGACAAUAUAAUGAAUAACAAGAUACUAGACGAUAUCAAAUUCACUAGAGAGUUGUCAGAUAUAAUACAAACAUUGAUGAAUGUUAUAUCUAAUUAUGAGUGUACUUUAACAAAAAUACCAUCAAUAAUCGAUCACCUUAAAAAACAAAAGAGUAUAAAUAAUAUGGUGAUUACAUUAUUGGGCGAAGACCAGCCGUUUGCUAAAUUAUAUGAUCAAGUUGUAUUGUUUAUCAAUGAAACAAAUGUCUCGCAGUGGCUUAUUGAUAACAAUAUUAAACCCCGGGAUAUCCAAGAAAAAAACUCAUCAAAUGGACAAGAUACUAAUUUGGAAAACGAUGGAACUGCACAUGCUGUUCAGCCGCGGAAUACCAUUCAGAUCUGUGGUAUAUAUCUGUUUAACUAUUUAAAAUCCACUGCGAUUAACGUAUAUAAUAAUAUACUUGAAAUAAGCACCUUACUUGUAACAAAUAAAGAAAGGUUAGAGUAUAGUAAUUACUAUAGUUUUCGCAAUAAAAAUCUAGAUGUCGAUCAAAUAGAAAUAGACGAAGUGGUGAAUAUGAUGCCAACAGCCUUUGAUGAACGAUAUAGAUUAUCAGAUAUUAAUAGUGCCUAUUCAACGGAACUUUUGAACUCAAAACGAUUAGAAAUAAAUGUGCAUACAAUAAUAAAUAUUACACAUUUUAAAAUUAUAGAAAAAGACAAAAUAAUUGCGGCAAUCGCACAAACUACGACAAAAAACGAUAUGUACGAUAAACAUUAUUAUAGAUAUCAGACUGCGAAAUUGGAAAAAAUUAUGAACGUGAUAAUGACUGAUCUUCAAUGCACAUAUUUGUAUUUUGCUCGAGUACACUUUAAUGAAAUAAUCAAUUUUAUACUAGAUACUCAUAGAAUAAAAAUUGCUAAAUAUUACACUGACAAUGUCAAAUUAAUAUUUAGAUAUUAUAAAAUAUCACUGCAGACAUUAGCCGGUAUUUUCUAUUAUCAGCGCCAAGCCCCCAACUGGAUGGUUAUGAUGGUGGUUUAUUUCGGGAGUUUACAUCGCAUAGCCUUAAACUUAGAUUCAUUUUUGAAUGAAACACUUAAAGUAUUUCGAGUUUUAAUAUCCGUCAGUUCACGAUGCAAAAAUAAUAACUAUAAGACAUCCGAACUCCCAGAUCCACCUAAAGCAACACAAGUUCAAUUUUCAAAUGAAAUAUUAAAUAAUAUGUCUCCUGAGUAUUUAAGACUUGACAUAAUUGGAAUAAGGAAAAACGAAAAUGAAAACCAAUAUGAAAACAAAAAUGAAAAUAAGACAUGUUUAUUAGUAAUGUAUAACAAUUUAAUACGUAUAAUGUAUUUACUCAAAUUAAAUGACAGUUAUUUACCGUGGUACAAUUACAAUAAAUUCAAUCCCAAUUAUUGGAUAUUCAGCUUUAAUAAUUUAAAUCAAACAGCUAUAAACAUUCUUAGUCGAAAUCCAAUUACAACAGGUAAAGAAGAUUUAAAUAAUCACCUUUUAACACUUUUAAAAACUAACAAAUAUGAAACUAGUAUAACCCAAAGGAUCAGAAACGCUAUUUUGAUACACGAUACCGUGAUUAACUUGAUGCAAACACGAAUUACCUACUACGCUAUGAAUUUCUUAACCCAUUGCCGUUAUUUAUCGUUUAUGGUCAGCAUGAAUUAUUUACCGAUUGUCUUUAACGACCAUGCAGCAUUUUUAAUGAAGUAUAAUGAGAUAUGUAACAAAUUUCCCAAACAUUUGAUGCAAACGAAUUUAAAUGAAGAUAAUGUAUUUGACAAAAUAAUAGGAAAAAAUUAUAUAGAUACGAAUCUAAAAGAAAUAAAAAUCAAAAAUAUCCUCAACAAGAAAUAUUUAUUAGCAAUGAGAAAACAAAAUCAAUUAUCAAUUAAUACAAAUACAGAUAUUCAAAAUCCAAAUUUUGUCGUAUAUUUAAACGCUAUCGUUACCACAAAAACAACUGAUGAGAAAAUGACAAAUUUUAUCCAAUCUUUGCUAUCUAAAAUAGAGAUAUGUAAAAAAAAUGUAUAUAUUUUCUUAAAAAGUUUGAAGGACAACAUUCCAUUUUACAAUUACGAUACGUACAAUUUGAUGUUGCAAUCUAUCAAUAGUCAAUAGACAGAUGCAGAUUAACACGAGUGAAUGAUUUAAGCAAACAUUUUUAAUGAUAUUUAGCAUAUAGAAUUUAAAUUAAUUUACACAUGAAUCAUAUUAAUAAUGAAUUAAAAUGUUCCUUAGAAAAAAUAAUUUGAUUUCUGUUAUGAUAAGUAUUUAAUUUAUAAGCAUAUCUGUACCAUUUAUUUUUAUUUGAAAAAAAAUUACGAAUUACCAUAUACCUUCAAAAAUAUUGUACGGCUGUUUAUUUUAUUAAUUUAAUACACUAAUUAAUGAGAGUACCAAUUAAUAGUUGUUUUAGAUUCGGAGCGAAGUAAGGAAUAUAUUGGUUUU
Cinara cedri is the source of this 3062-nucleotide messenger RNA. The record is from the annotation of a GenBank genome assembly. NCBI's taxonomy places the organism in Eukaryota, Metazoa, Arthropoda, Insecta, Hemiptera, Aphididae.